UCUCCCCCCCUCUCCCUCUUGACUGUUCUUGUAUUGCCUUGCAUUGUGUCACUACUUGUCACUUUUGACAGCCUAGUAGCUUCCUGUACAGAAUGCAUUUCUGAAAAAAAAAAGUGUUUAAUCGGUGUUUAUUUUCAGCUGGAUGCAGCUGGUUGCUCAGCUGUCCAGCAGUUUGGUGUGCAGCAGGCUGUUUGGCCUCCGACCAUGUCGGGGCUGCCUCUUGUCAGAUUUUUAAUGCUUAAUUGAAGUUUGAAGUUGUGCUCCAGUAAGUUUGACACAGUUUUUGAACAGCUGCUGAUGGAGAACAGAGAGAAAAUAGUGACAGGGGGAGGUGAGUAAGAAAGAAUGACGUCUCCACAAAGAAAGAUAAGAAAGGCGAUUGGUUGGUGUAGAAUUUCUGAGGACUGAAGUAGUAUAUAAGACUUGGGCCAGAUGAAAGACAGAGAGACGUGAAGUGAUAGAAAGAAGAAAGCAGGACAUGUUUUUGGAUUUGCUAUAUAAAGGACUUAGAGAAGAAAAGAGAAGAAAAGAUGGGCGUUCCUCAUCAAGCUAAAAAGCAGUCACCUGGAAGAGCCAGCAGUGGUCGCUUGGUGCCACACACACCUCGACAGACGCUCUCAGGGCAGACGCGACAUACUCCACGUGCCGCUCAGCCUCGGUCGGCGACGCCCCGGAAGCAGGUCGCACACACCUUGCAGGGACACACACACAGUCAUGCGCACUUGCACUCACACAUGCACCGCUCGCUGUCGGCUCAAGGUGUUCCGACUCGGCCAGGGAACGGACACACACACACGCACAGUUACACACACCUGUCGGCUCACGCUGACCAAGGUGGCUGUAACCUCUUCUGCUACCUGUGUUACUGUGCCUACUGCAUUGGCCUGAUGGUCCUUUCAUUCUGUCUUCUUCUCUUCCUCUCUCCUCCUUCACCUCGCUCUCACUCUCACCCUGCAUCUCCUCAACCUCCCUCCACCUCCCCCCACCCUGAUGAGUUCAUUUCAAUGCAUUUUUCCUCCUUAUCAUCAUUUGCUGUUCCUUUCUGCCCUCAUCCAUCUCUGAACUUCUCCUCCUCCAACCUCUCUACCUUCUUUCCUUUCACUCCUCUUCUGUCCUCCACUGGUUCUCUUCCAAAUGAUUUUCAUCUCACCUCACCUCUUCCUCCAUGUCCCUCUACUCAAUCCCACCCUUCACAUGGUGCUUCCACUUCAUCCCCCGGCUUCCAACAUGACUCUUCAUCCUCCUCUUCUUCAUCCCGACCCUUUAUGCUGGUCCCACCUUCUCUGCUGCUCCUGCCCCGCCCAUCUCUGUGUCGUGCUCACCCUUCCUCUUCUCGCACACUCCCCUCUUUCCUGCUUUGCCCAAUCAGUUUCACAGACCCUGCCCUCUCAUCUCUGGAGCAAAUCCCCUUGGCGGGUGCCAUGCCCCGCCCCAAGACACUGCUGAGGCAGCAAAGCCUCCAGCAGCCUCUCAUCCAACCUCCCACCUCAGGCCUCGGUGACCGUUCAACCAUCUCACAGAGCUUGGGUCAGCUCCAUCCUCAACCUGGAGGAGGGGCAGGGCCGGGUGGAGGGGGAGGAGCAACAUCUACAGCUCAGCAUAGAGGAACAGGAACUCGAGGUACUAGAGGCAGCACAGCAGGGGGCGGUGCUGCACGCUAUAGGUCAGGAGGAACAGGGAGUCGGGUCUUGAGGGGGAACCCCGGCAGCUGGGAUUACAUGAUGAGCCAGAUCAAGAACCGUGGCCUGGAUGUCAAGUCUUUCCUGGAAGGGAAGAUGGUGGUUCUUUCUCUGACGAUUGGAUUGGCUGAGCAGGAUGAUUUUGCCAAUCUACCUGACCUACAGGAGGUACCACCCAGUCAAGAAACCCCUGCUGACAAGAGUAGGAAUAUGGGUAAUAAGCCAGCAAACAGUCCUAAGGGUCAGCCACCAGAUGCUGAUGGACACUCCUCUGUCUCUGACCUUGCUAACUCACUAACUGGAGACAUGGUGAUGUUGUCUCCUGGCUCCGAUGAGGAUCAUGAAGGCCCGAUCAGUGAGAAGCUGGGGAGGAUUCAGUUCAGUGUUGGCUACAGCUUUCAGGACUCUACUCUCACGGUCAAAAUACUAAAAGGUCAAGACCUGCCUGCUAAAGAUUUCUCUGGCACCUCUGACCCCUUUGUAAAAAUCUAUCUUCUGCCUGACAAAAAGCACAAACUAGAGACCAAAGUGAAGAGGAAGAACCUCAAUCCUCACUGGAAUGAGACUUUCCUGUUUGAAGGGUUCCCGUAUGAGAAGGUGCGAGAGCGCACGCUCUACAUGCAGGUGCUGGAUUAUGACCGCUUCAGCAGGAACGACCCUAUAGGAGAGGUGUCUAUUCCCCUAAACAAGGUGGAGCUGGGACAACACCAGACGUUCUGGAAGGACCUGAAACCGUGCAGUGACGGCAGUGGAAGUCGAGGAGAUCUGCUCUUGUCUCUGUGUUAUAAUCCUACUGCUAACACCAUCACUGUUAACAUUAUAAAAGCACGCAACCUUAAAGCCAUGGACAUCGGAGGCACAUCAGAUCCAUAUGUAAAGGUGUGGCUCAUGCACAAAGACAAGCGUGUGGAGAAGAAAAAGACAAUUACUAUUAAGCGCUGCUUGAAUCCUGUCUUUAAUGAGUCCUUCCCCUUUGACGUUCCUGCACACGUGCUCCGAGAAACCACCAUCAUCAUCACCGUCAUGGACAAGGACCGGCUGAGCCGCAAUGAUGUCAUCGGCAAGAUCUAUCUGUCGUGGAAGAGCGGUCCAGCAGAGGUAAAGCACUGGAAAGACAUGCUGAGCAGGCCGCGCACCAACGUGGCACAGUGGCACGCCCUCAAAGCCUGAUCACCUACAUCUGGUCCCACCCCGACCCCAUAACCUCUAACCUUUGACCCUUUGAGCCCAUAUCCCAUCCUUAUGCACAAGACUGACUCGAUGCCUGGCUGCAAAACACGGGUACUUUUAGCCAUCCAUUCUCAAACCUUAGAACUAAUAGCCUCUGCCCUGGUAUGACUUUUGCUUUCUCCCUUAGCUUAACAACACCUGAUUUUUUUUGUUCUUGUUUUUCUUCUCUCUUGCAGCCCUACUUAAUCUCUGCUGUUAUUUUGGUACCAUGAUUUGUUAAGGUCUGCAUAUGAAGCGAUCAUUAUCAUUAAACUAGUAACCGUUAAGCUAGCUUCCUUUUGUAACUUGUAAGCAAAUAUUAAUUCUUCCUAAGUUCCUAAUGAUCUACGUCAACACAAAGAAACAAUUGAAGGAAGCCAUUUGAAAACUGCUAUAUGCAAACUUUAAUGUCAUGUGUUACCACUAUUUCUGCUUGUACCUUUCAGUUCACUUUCAGUUCAGUCCUAGUUUUAUCACCAAAUUUCCCCAGAGGCCAAUCACAUCUGUCCGAUCUCUGCUUCCCCUCGAUCUCUUUUCUAUUCCGUCCUCUCUAUCCUUUCCCUUUUCUCUCCUGUUCUUUGUGGGUCAGUCUAUACUCUUGCAUUAAAUCCAGGUGAGAGCCAUCAGAGACUCUUGGGAGCUCAUUUGUUAGCCAUAUUCAGGGGCGGACUGGCCAACAGGAAGGUUGAGACUUUUUCCACUGGCUUUUUUCUCCACCGAAUGGGCCAGAAUCUUUUUUUCAGAUUGUUCAUUAACCUACUUGAAGGGAAUGUCGGCUGGCAAAACAAGACUAAAUAGAAAAAACGAGUCCUUGUGCGACAUUCACAUAUAACCAUGUCACUGCAUUGUCCAACAACGAAGAAAUGCUGCUUAGUAGUAUUGUGGAUUCGAAUUUUACAGAAUAUACCAUUUUAACAUGCUUCAUUUAAAUCCUCAUGCACCUUCUUUGUUUAUAGAUUUACUUGGAUGCAUUAUGCCUUGGAUCUAAUGCAGCCUAGUGCAUGCGAAAUAUUAUUUUGAACAAUCGUCACACUAUAAACCAAAUUCCCUGAUGAUCUCUGUUCCCAGUCCGCCCCAGGCCUUCUUUUGUGCGUAUUCACUAUUACACACAGAAGGAAUUUCAUGCUUAUUUAAUCCACAAGGGUUGAACAACUAACUGUCAGAUAAACAUCAGAUCAUUUCAUUAUCAUUUUUAACAGCAUCCGCUUUCCUUUAUCCAUGUCCUUUAUUCACCAUUUUUAUUUUACCCAUUCACCUUUCUUCACUUCGCUCGCCUUUGCAUUCUGUCCGAAUUUCUGAUUCUUUUUUCUUUUUGUUCUUUUCUUUUCUCUUACUGAAAGAAUGGUAGUAAAUUUUCCCCCUUUUCCUCUGACUUUUUUUUCCCGUCGACAUGUCGUAGCUGAUGUGUUGUAGCUCCAGAUGAAAAACUAUUCAUCUUUAGUGAACCGAAGGGAAAACCACUAACUUUUGACACUAACUGUUCCAGCUCCUCUGGGACAUUUGUAAAAAAUAAAAAAAAAGAGAGAUAUACAGUCAUUCACAAGGAAUGAAAUCAAAUAAAUACAAAAAAAACAAGAUAGUCGUCUUUGCCAUAAAAAUAGACUAUUGAUAAAUUGAAGCAAAAUGUUCUUCCAAACUUGAUGUGAGGUGUGAGAAGUGGGCUGCGUGGUUCUUGCGGUGGCUUUUCUUUUGCUUUUUUUCUUUCUUUACUUGCUGAGGUCUCUGCAGGAAUCCUUAAGAUAAAGAGUUUGCCCUAAUACUGCCUUUACCUGACUGAGUGUGUGCAUGUGUGCAUGUGUGUGUGUGCGUAUGUGUGCGUAUGUGUGUGUAUGUGUGUGCGUGCGUGCGUGUGUGUGUGUGUGUGUGUAAAAUCACUGAUGUGAAAAAGCAGCCAAUAUACAAGGUUACCUUCUUGUCUCUUUCUGGCCUUUCUGUAUGCCUCUGAAAAUGAGAUGGAGAUAUAGAGUUAACCUGCACUAUAUGGCAGUGUAAUAAUGAUGAUAAAUAUAAUAAUAAAUGUUUUAAUGGUAAUACUUGUAUUUUAAGGGGGAGAUAACUCAACAUUGGUGUAGCAAUACAUGGAGGCUGGGCAAGACAGUACAGCACUUACACACGAUUAUGAUCAUUCUCUCUCUCUCUCUCUCUCUCUCUCUCUCUCUCUCUCUCUCUCUCUCUCUCUCUCUCUCUCUC
This is a messenger RNA of Tachysurus fulvidraco (yellow catfish), 5078 nucleotides long. RefSeq names its product synaptotagmin VIIa (gene syt7a). The record is from RefSeq and is a predicted model, not a curated record. The transcript has 8 exons. Gene Ontology annotation, cellular component: membrane; synapse; synaptic vesicle. Bases 531 to 2849 code for a protein of 772 amino acids. NCBI's taxonomy places the organism in Eukaryota, Metazoa, Chordata, Actinopteri, Siluriformes, Bagridae. Gene Ontology annotation, biological process: vesicle fusion; cellular response to calcium ion; regulation of dopamine secretion. Gene Ontology annotation, molecular function: calcium ion binding; calcium-dependent phospholipid binding; SNARE binding.